Messenger RNA from Dermacentor silvarum, 1747 nucleotides. RefSeq names its product cell division cycle-associated protein 3. NCBI's taxonomy places the organism in Eukaryota, Metazoa, Arthropoda, Arachnida, Ixodida, Ixodidae. The record is from RefSeq and is a predicted model, not a curated record. Bases 228 to 833 code for a protein of 201 amino acids. The transcript is spliced from 3 exons.
GGUGACAGCAUCUCGCAUCCGUGUUGCGCCGAGUUUUCCGUUAUCCUUGCUUCUGACAUUCACCGCCCGUGGCGCCGUUGUAGCGUCGCUGCAGCGCCCGCCCGAUUUGUUCUUCAGGCGUUAUGCCAGCUGCUGGCGGUUGAUUCAAUUUCGUAUUCGAUUUUAAACGGGUUUUCGUGGAGCGUUUUUUUCUUCUUCCGGGUUGACGACGUAAAACACAUGUCGACAUGGGACAGUACCUGAGCAGGUCGUUCAGCGAAAGCAGCGCUAUGCCGGCCCAAAGUACUCCGCUGCCUGUGAGAAGAAACGCCAAAGUGCUAACCUUGUCGGAAUUGGAUCCUCGUUCCCCUACCACCGAGAUUCCGAGAACGCCCAUACAAAUGGAAGACGCAGUGAUGUUUGAUAGCUCAACAGAAGAAGCUGAUGUAGAGUUUGAUCCAAGGUCCCCAACAACGGCAUUCCGGCGAACUCCAAUACCUCUGGGAGCCAUGAUCAAAAAGAAUGUGCAGCAAGAAAGUCCAAUGGCUCAGUAUUGUGAAAAGAAACGUACACCUAUGAGUGCCUUGAACAGCCCAGGCACAACGGUGCACAAAGAAAGAAAGACGAAAAAAUCCCAGGAAGACCUUAGUGGCACGCAUAAACAGUCGACACCGAGCAGCGUGCCGACAAGUGAACGCCCUGCAUUGAAGAACACAAGCCGGCCAAACACCCUACUGAGGUCUCUCCAGGAAAAUCAUUUACAGAGAGCUGGCAAAGCAGACCUCGCGGCUCUGCCUAAAAUGCCCAACUUCUCGGAGGAGAAGGAGAACCGCAUCACACCAGCAAGUGCUUGAUGCCACACCUAACCAGUGCACACGUUUGGUUAUAUGUCGGUGUGCAUAUUUUAUCUUCAGGCUUUCUCUUUUAUUUUUUAAAGUUUACCUCAGGGUAUCUACAAAAAUUUAAAGGCACAUGCAAAACAUGCAGAACUUCCAUGUGAUCUGAGAGAUAACUGAUGUACUGCUCCUGCCUCGAAACUGUGGUGUGUAUGGUGUUACAUAAACAAAAUAUAAAAAAUAAUGAAUGUUUUGUUUCUUGUGAGUGCUCUCAGUUGAAAUCCCAAGUAAUGAUGUGCCUGUUAAAGAGAAUGUUAACCUAAUAUGUAAGCACAGGCUGCAGUUUGGUCAUAAGUGGCCGCACACAAUAGGUAUAAUAUAUACAGCAUUCAAAUUCUUGUAGCGCUAAUGGCUGACUUUAUCAGCUUGAUGUCAGUUUCAGUGGAUGCCCUGGUAAAUCAUUCUUUUUUUACCUUUUUCAAGCUUAGCAGCUUCCCUCUCACACGAGUUGAAGCAGCCAGAUGACAAUAUCAGCUACAGUGAUCUCAUUUCAGUGUGACGACAUGUCCUUUUCAAGGGUCCUGUCAAUGUCUUUGUGUGCAUGGGUGUGGUUACUCUGCUUGCUUCCCUUUGGCAGAUACCGUCUCGGCGUCUGAUGGAAAAGCUACACUUAUGCUGUCUGGGUAGUUCGAGAGUGGCUUGGUGUGCUAUUUUAGUCUUUGGCUUCACUUGUGGAUGGAUGGAUGAGUCGCUUUGCUGAGAGUGUGGUGUCCUCACGUAUUCUCCAGGACUGCUUUUUUGACCACUAUUUGGAUGCUUUGCUCAAGAAAGUGCAGAGCCUCCAGUUUUGCUACAUUUUACGCACUGACUGUACAAAUCUUUUUUUCAAAAUCACGCUGAAUAAAGCAUGUUGCACAGUUUGGCUUUAUGGA